UGCGGUGCUUUGAGAAGUAAACAAUAAAAAGCAACAGCGCUGUCAAAACUUCAUUCAUUUCAUUGUCAUCGUUUAGCGAUCACCAACAAAGUUUCAUUACAAUCUUUGCUGCCGUCUUCAGUUUUGUGGAUUAUUUAUAUUGUUCCUGCUCCUCUUUCCCUCACAAAGGAUUAAUUCAUUCAUUCAAAUGGCUGCUCAACAAAAAAUUAUCUGCGCUGUUGUUGUCAUGUGCUUCAUGGCCAACGCUGUCCUCUGUCAACAAACCACCGACAAUGACAACGCUGAUGUUAGCGAGUCUCGCACAUUUGGCCACCACUUCUUGAAACGUAUGAGUUUUGCUGUAGUUCCUGGAGCAUUCGUUGUUGGUGUUAUUACCACCUUGUUGGCUGCCUUGACCGUUGUCUCCAUGAAGGGUUUGGGCGUUGGUGUCAUCCUUUUGGUUUUGGCUAUAGGUCAAAUGUUGUCUCGUGCUUUGCCCCAAGUACAUGCUGCUGCCUACACUGCUGCUCCAGCUCCCGUACCAGUAGUCUACUCUCACAGUCACACCCAACAACCCGUCUGGUUAGAAAAAGAAUGGUAAAGAUCACUUCUCCCAUAAGAUUCUUUCUCAUACCUCCCUCGAUUAAUACUCGUUGUAUAAAUUGAAAUUUCAUCUGGUCGAAUGGGGAUCAGUCGAUUUUUUUAUUUAUGUAUAAGAAAAAUAAUGUACUUGAAACAGUCUACCAAAAACUAAGUUAAGUUAGUCAUCUAGUUAUUUAAUUUUCCUCAAGUAUUUAUGUAUUUAUUUAUUAAUUUAUUUAUUUGUAAUUUAUUUAUUUAUUUUAAACAAAACUGAAGCGUCACGAAAU
Molecule: messenger RNA, 848 nt
Organism: Lucilia cuprina (Australian sheep blowfly)
Lineage: Eukaryota; Metazoa; Arthropoda; Insecta; Diptera; Calliphoridae
Gene: apn
Product: protein apnoia
Exons: 2
Coding region: 188-580 (130 amino acids)
Source: RefSeq, a predicted model, not a curated record